Messenger RNA from Stylonychia lemnae, 3291 nucleotides. Lineage: Eukaryota; Ciliophora; Spirotrichea; Sporadotrichida; Oxytrichidae. The record is from the annotation of a GenBank genome assembly.
AUGAGCACCUCAAAUUAAAAUUCAAGCGUCAAUAGCAGCAUACUGAAUCAGAAGCAAAAUAAUAAUCAGAUGAUAAUGCAGCAAUCAAACUCUGUAAAUUUCAUGAGUGCAAGUAAUUAUAGCAGUAAUCCUAACUCCACACUUAGACGUUAACAAACUGCUAACACUAUUAAUUAAAAUAUUGCAAAUAGUAAGAAUCUCCUAAACAAGAAACAUUAAUCAAUUUCUUCAGUCCCUGGUGCUCAAUAAUUAAAUCCAUUUCAGCUUUAGACCACUAGAUUUGGAAAUAAACCUCAUUUUGAAGUAGCUAAUAUUGGGCUUAGAAAAGGAUCCAUGCAACAACAAUAGCCAUAGGGGUUAAGCAGUGGUACAACACACCAAAAUAUUCCUAAACUCCAUACAUCAAAUAAAAGUUAAAAUGAGCUAUUACAAACAAAUCAACAACAAUAAUUGGCUAAUGGAAGUUUAUCUAGGAUGUAAAAUUAAAUAUCUGACCAUCCUACUGGAUCCCACCAACUAGUCAGAACUAAUAACUCAUUCAGUUCUAGAAAUAUGGAGAUAUCCAAAGAAGAAUCAAUGGAUCGUCUACAAGUCAUCUUAGAUAUCACCCUUAACCACAUAACGAUAUGUGAAACCGGUGCUAGCAUUGAUAUGCACCAAUCAAUGAUGGCAUAAUCCCAACUCUUCCAGUAGAGACCAAUAUCAAACAUUGCAGUUAUUGGAAAUAACAUUAAUUUAGAUACAAUUGUAAACUAAACUGACUUAUUGUCAAUGCAAAGUUCUCUUAUUUCUGAUGAAAAUACCGGUAAUACUGCAACAGCCUCACUUUUAGAAGGAUCAAUAGGAGUUCAGUUGCCUUAAAGCAAAAUCAAUACUGCUGCAAGGAGACAUCUAUUAAUUAAGAAUAUAGCUAAAGAUCUAGGGGAUGAAGGAGAAAAUUUGAACUAAUCCAAUGAAGAACAUGAACUAAACCAAUCAAGGAGAUAAUUGUUGAGGUCAACUAUUAUAGAUAAAGAUGUCCAUUAAGAAUCUACCAAGCAAUUUAUUGACUAAGAUUCACUAAUUACUGUACAGAAGCAUUUAGGAGAAUUAUCACAAGAGAUAAGUUCAUCCUCGCAAGAUUCAUAUGAUCCUAAUGACGGAGAUGGAAUACUUCCUCUUCUUGAGAGUUUUGUAAAGAAGAAUGAGCUAGCAUCGAUGAAGCAGUUUUCUUGUUUAAUCAAAGGUGAUACAUAGAAAGCUUUAAUUUACAGAGCAAUUGAGCAAAAGCAAAUUCCUAUGCUCAAAUAUUUAUUGACUGAAACCUAGAAAAUACUAUCGAAUCUCAAUUUACUACACAUUGCUUGUAGGCAAAGGGACAACAGCAAUGAAUCUAAGGAAGUAGAGAUCAUAAAGUCUAUUCUAAAAUAUGAUAGAUUUGCUGAUGUUAAUUCUCAAGAUACAUAUGGCAACACUCCAAUCCACUUGGCUGCUCAAAAUGGUAAACAGCAAGUUCUUUAGUAUAUACUCAAUACCUAAAAUCCAAAUAUCUAUAUCAAGAAUAGUGAAAACUAGCUUGCUCUGCAUGCUUCUACUUCCCAGGAGAUAUUAAAGAUCUUUGUUGCUCAUAUUCAAAAGAUGAAAGAAAAUAUGGCUAAAAAUGAGGAUGUGUCUCAAGACAAUUAAAACUAGAAUAGCAACAGAUCUCAUAAGACAAGGAGAAUUAUAACAAGAAAUAAGAGUGAGCAUCAGCUAAGCUCAGCAAAAAAGCAAAUUUCAGCUAGCUCAGUUGAUAAGUAGCCAAAAAGAGCUCCAUUAAAAGAUAUAUCAAAUUUCAUUCAAAAUGAUUAAAAUUCUCUGCAACUUAACAUCAACGGAAAGGCAGAUAGAAGAUAGUAAACAGAAUCAAAGAAUUCUAAUCAUCACUAUGAGACAGAACCCUCAAGUAGACUUAGAGUUAGAUAGAGAUAAGCGAGCAAGGAUACUCAAUAGUAUGAGAGCAUAAUGGAUUAUUGUAAUAAACAAGCCCAACAAAAGAAUCAUUUUGAAAAGGAUAAAAAAUACUUGCUUUUUAGAGAAGAAGAGUUUGAGAAGGUAGUUGAAUUUACUGAAAGUGAUGAAGAAGGCAGUAGUCAAGGAGCAAAAGAGAUGCGAGAUGAUGAGGAUAAUGACAGCUAAGGCAUGCAGUUCUGUGAUGAGAUUAGAGAAAUUUCAGAUGAAUCUUUCAAAAAUUCGAUGUUAAGACCUGAGUCCAAAAUUGGUCCUAAUUCUUUUGAACCAAUAUCUUUGCUAGGUUCAGGAAGUUUUGGGGAAGUCUACUUAGUUAAGAAAAAGGAUUCAAGCUAGUUAUUCGCGAUGAAGGUGUUACAAAAGCAAAAAAUAAUGGGACAGAACCUAGUAAAAUAUGCCAUUACAGAGAGAAAUGUGCUCUCUUACACUAGACAUCCAUUUAUUGUUGGACUAAAUUAUGCUUUCCAAACAAGAGAUAAAUUAUUUCUGAUUCUAGACUACUGUCCUGGUGGAGAUCUUGGAAAAGUUUUGACAAAAGAAAAGAGAUUGACUGAGGAGAGAGCAAGGAUAUAUCUAGCAGAGAUUUUAUUAGCUCUUGAAGACUUACACAAGAGAGACAUUAUUUUUAGAGACUUGAAGCCGGACAAUGUAGUCCUUGAUGAAAAUGGGCACGUUCUUUUAACAGACUUUGGGUUGAGUAAGGAAGGCGUUCUAGAUAACCAAGCUGCUAAAUCGUUUUGCGGGUCAGUUGCUUACCUUGCUCCUGAAAUGCUCAGAAGAACUGGUCAUGGCAAAAGUGUUGACUGGUAUCUACUUGGAGUUUUACUUUAUGAAAUGCUGGUUGGUAUACCACCUUACUUUAACAAUAACCGCGAAAAACUUUUCCAAGGCAUUGAGAGAGGUCCACUUCUAAUUCCUGCAUAGUUCUCUAAAGAAGCCAAAGCUCUCUUGAUAGGGCUACUUAGCAAAAAUUCAAUGAAAAGAUUAGGGGCCGGACCAAGAGAUGCAGAAGAAAUAAAAGAACAUGAGUUCUUCAAGGAUAUAAACUGGUAUGAUGUGCAACACAGAAAGCUUCAACCGCCAAAGCCUGAAAUCCGGGAGAUUAAGCAACUAGAAUUUCCAUAUGAAAAAUUUAUAGAGGAUUUCAAACAAAGCAUUUACGGUGAUCUAUUAGAAGAUGAGAAUAGGCUAGCAGGGUGGUCAUUUGCUACACCACAUGCAGAUAUAAUUUAGAACAACAUAAUUAGCAAGAUCUAGAGCAGAAAAUAAUUAGAGAGGGAUUAGUUAUAAAAUCAGUAAUGA